Molecule: messenger RNA, 681 nt
Organism: Kluyveromyces marxianus DMKU3-1042
Lineage: Eukaryota; Fungi; Ascomycota; Saccharomycetes; Saccharomycetales; Saccharomycetaceae
Gene: FIN1
Product: Fin1p
Exons: 1
Coding region: 1-681 (226 amino acids)
Source: RefSeq, a predicted model, not a curated record
AUGGAUUCUCCUAGCAAAAAGCCACUGCAAGAUAUAUCAAAUAAUGCCUCACCACCGUCAUCUUCUAGUGAUGAAGUUUUCAAAAGGCUUUCGAUGUCUCCAACUAGGAAUCAUAGAUUAUUAGAUAAACCAGCAGUACGACUCUCCCCCCAACAAAGGAUACAAACUCCCAAACGACUUCCAUCUCCGGACAUUCUAAAACCUACACAGAGUCUUGAUAGAUAUGAUCGCCCUAAAUCCAAAGUGGUAAAGAUCAACGAAAUAGUGUUCCCAAAUUCACCAACCAAAACAACCAAUGUAUUAAAAAAUGUGCCUGUAUCUGGAGGUGAUGGUUCCCUUUCAAGAAUAAGGAAUAGAUUCAAAAUUAACAAUCCCAGCCCUGUAAAAAUGAACUUGCUUGAUAGAUUGCAUCAAGAAGAGAGUCCGCAGACUAAGAAAGAAUUAACCACACAUGAUAAUGACGCCAGCGUUGCUAAAGGCCUCCAUCAUAAUUAUACUAAGGGUUCCAGAGUCGAAAGGACAAAUAGGAAAACUAGAUCUAAAAGUGUUAUGUUCAAACUACCCGAAGAUCGGUUGAUAGCUUUAGAAUUAAAUGAAAUGAAGAAACUAAAUAAUGAUCUGCUCUCAAGAGUAGCAGAACUCGAGGAGCGUGUAUCUACAUUGGAGAGAAAACUACCAUGA